AUGUCGAACUCGGGUGAUGACAAUUCCCUCGCCUCUACGGCCGUGUGGUUGUCCCUGCAGUCAUCGACGUUCGCGUGCCGUCGAGAAGGACGCGAGCGGACGAACGCUGAAAGACAUGAAGGUCACGCGGGGGCAGCCCGGUCCUGA
Ectocarpus siliculosus is the source of this 147-nucleotide messenger RNA. The record is from the annotation of a GenBank genome assembly. Lineage: Eukaryota; Phaeophyceae; Ectocarpales; Ectocarpaceae.